AAAACUACAGCGAAACAAAAAUCAGCGAGUCAACUGUGGAGCGCUCAGUCGGUGUUUUAACUUUAAAAUGAAAAUAACUUUUAAAAUUAAAACAUAAACGCGCUUGUGCUAGACAAAAUACUAAACAGUUCGAAUUUAUUGAGUGUAAGGAAGUGCUUAACAUAAAUGCAGGACUUCGGUGAAGUGCAAUAACAGUCGCUUGUAAAUGCAAUUUGUAUUUGAAACAAUUGUGAACAUUUAGAACGAAUGGGAGCGUGAACAUCUGUCAGUUUGCGGUCGCGCUGCUUCUUCCUUUCGUCGCCACUGUGCAUUAUUGUUGGUGUGUUGUGUGCAGUUUUGUGUUGUUUUUAACUGUUUGGUACGUUUUUACUACCAUUAAUAAAUUGCCGUGAGUGUGUGAUAAACAAAAGCGUGUAGUAAUUUUUAUAUCAAAUAAUAUUUUAUUUAUAAUACACCACAACUCGGAGCUAAACAAAGUUAAGCGUAAAAGAGAUAAACGCGCCACCAAAUCACUAAAUAUCACACUGUAACGCAAGUGCCAAAUUUUUUAAACGCAACUCUGCCAAAUUUUUACACAGCGGAAAUAAACAAUACGUCCAAAUAAGUAAACGUUAGCAUAUAAUAUUAAGUGUUCUACGUGCGUGUAGUUUUCAAACAUGGAAAUAUACGCGCCUCUACACACAUUUGCCUGCAACAGCGUCGCAUUCAUAUUCGCUAAAUGAAGAGUUAUAGUGAUUACCAUAUUGGCACCCCUCCCAGCAGCACUGCAACCGCAUUGGAGCAUCACUUGGAACAGUAUAGCCCCACAGCUAUUAGCACCUUAGCCAACGGUCACCAGCAUCAUCAUCACCAACAGCAGCAGCAGCAGCAACAACAACAGCACUCACCAGCACACCAGCACCAUCAACAAUUGCUACACCAUCACUCACCGCAUUUACACGACCUCAACGAUUCGUUAUCACCACCCACGUCCAUAUUGCAAUCGCAUAACGCUGCAGCCAUAUCGGCAGCUGUUGCAACGUUGCCACAGAUGCCGCACUUUGGACUUGGUGGCGGUGUAGGUGGCGCUUAUGCGCAAACACCACCCAGUCCGCCGGUACAUCAUGGCGCUGGCGGCGGUGGUGGUUUAUUGCCACCCAAUUCGCCACAUCAUCAUCAACAGCAACACCAUCAGCAACAGCAGCAGCAACAACAUCAUCUUGCAAUGCUGCCGCGCGGUUUGAAUGCUGGCAGCGGUGGUGGUGGUGGCGGUUGUGGCCCACUCAUGUCUACAGGUCUGAAUUCCAAUGCGGUUGGUGUGCCAUAUCGGCCACAUAUUGAGGAUAAAAAAUUGACACGAGAUGCAAUGGAGCGUUAUAUGCGCGAACGCAACGAUAUGGUCAUUGUGAUUCUACAUGCGAAGGUCGCGCAAAAGUCAUACGGCAAUGAGAAGCGUUUCUUUUGCCCACCACCGUGCAUUUAUUUAUUUGGCAGCGGUUGGCGUCGACGCUACGAGGAGAUGCUGCAGAAGGGCGAGGGUGAGCAUUGCGCUCAGUUGUGCGCCUUCAUCGGCAUCGGCAGCUCGGAUCAGGAUAUGCAACAACUCGAUUUAAAUGGCAAGCAAUAUUGCGCCGCCAAGACGCUGUUCAUUUCCGAUUCGGAUAAGCGUAAGCAUUUUAUGUUGUCGGUGAAGAUGUUCUACGGCAAUGGGCACGACAUCGGUGUGUUCAAUUCGAAACGCAUUAAAGUCAUAUCGAAGCCAUCGAAGAAGAAGCAAUCGCUGAAAAAUGCCGAUUUAUGCAUAGCGAGCGGGACCAAUGUGGCGCUGUUCAAUCGCCUGCGCUCGCAAACGGUGUCGACGCGUUACCUGCAUGUGGAGAAUGGACACUUUCAUGCGUCGUCGACGCAGUGGGGCGCCUUUACGAUACAUUUGCUCGACGACAAUGAAUCGGAGUCGGAGGAGUUUCAGGUACGCGAUGGCUACAUACAUUAUGGUGCGACGGUGAAACUGGUGUGUUCGGUGACGGGUAUGGCACUGCCACGCCUCAUCAUACGCAAAGUGGACAAGCAAAUGGCACUGUUGGAGGCUGACGAUCCGGUGUCGCAAUUGCAUAAAUGCGCUUUCUACAUGAAGGACACGGAUCAUAUGUAUCUCUGUCUGUCACAGGAGAAAAUCAUACAAUUCCAAGCGACACCAUGUCCGAAAGAACCAAAUAAAGAAAUGAUCAACGACGGCGCUUGCUGGACGAUCAUCUCGACAGACAAAGCUGAAUAUCAGUUUUACGAAGGAAUGGGUCCUGUGGGCUCCCCAGUCACACCGGUGCCAAUUGUAAAUUCGCUCAACUUGAAUGGCGGCGGCGAUGUAGCGAUGCUGGAACUGAGCGGCGACAACUUUACGCCGCACUUGCAAGUCUGGUUCGGUGAUGUGGAGGCGGAAACAAUGUACCGCUGCACGGAAACACUGCUGUGUGUGGUGCCGGAGAUCUCACAAUUCCGUGGUGAAUGGUUAUGGGUACGCCAACCCACACAGGUGCCCAUCUCGCUGGUGCGCAACGAUGGCAUCAUUUAUGCAACGGGUCUAACAUUCACCUACACGCCGGAGCCUGGUCCACGGCCGCAUUGCACGCAAGCCGAGGAUGUUAUGCGUACGCGCAGUGCAACAGCAACAACAAAUAACAAUAACGGCAACAAUAACACGGGCAACAACAACAAUCUGAGUGGCAUGAGCAACAAUAACAACAAUAAUGUUGCGCACUCACCCGGCGAUGGUGGCGCCGCGAACAAUGCAACGGUAAAUGCCAGUCAUCAAAUGCACCAAACAUUGCCGUCCAUGAACGAGGUGCAGUGGAAUACGCACGGCGGCGGCGCAUUGUCCUGAGUGCGGGCGCCACAUAUGCUGUCGGCAUAUUACGGUGUGGCUCUAGUGGUGGAGCAGACAUUUUUUAUGCUUUAGAAAUUAGUGGAUUGUUUGCGUGCAUGCUAUUGUACUUUAUUACAUAUGUAUGUGCAUUUUUUAUGAAUUUAAUUAUUUUUAGUUGUAAAUUUUAUAUUUAAAUUUUUUCAAAUAUUUUACCUAAUUUUUUUUUUGUGGUAAUUUAUAUAUUUAUUUAAAAUUUUUUUUAAUAUAAAAUUUAAAAAAUCUAUAAAAAUAUUAAUUUAAAUAGGUGAAAAAUAUUUAACUUAAUUUUUAUAGAUUUUCUAAAUUUUAUAUAUAAAAUUUUUUAAAUUCUUUGCUUUAUUUUUUUUUUAAUUCUGGUAAAUUUUGUUGUUUUCUUUUUUAUUUUUGUUUACAAAUUAGCUUUUUUUACAUUUUUGUACUUUUUUUUAUUUUUUAACCUUUUAAAUUUUUUACAUAUUAUUAUGUUUUUUUAAUAUUUCAUAACUUUUUUUAUAUAAACUCAUUCCACACUUUUUUACAAUUUUUUUUUUAAUUUUUGUUAAUUUAAAAUUUUUUAAAUUCUUUUUCUUAUUGGAGCUUUUUUUAUAAAAUAUAAUACCUACCAUUUUAGGUAUUUUUUGUAUAUUAUGUUUUCUGAUUAAUUUUUUUGUUUGAAAAUAUUUUUAAUAUUUUAUUAUACAUGUAUUUAAUUUAAUUUUGUUUUUUUUUCGUUUUCGUUGAAUUUUUUAAAUUUCUUUUUAAUAUUUCCUCAAUUUUUUAAAUAAUUUUUUAACAUAUUUUUUCAAUAUUUCUUUUUUAAUCUUGUCCUCGAUUUUUUUUUAGAAUUUUUUAAUCCAUUUCUUAUUUUUUAGAAUAUUUUUUCUUUUUUUGUAGAAUGUUUUUUUUAUUUUUUUUUAAUUUGGAUGUUUUUAAAUCAACAUUUUGAACAACCAUUAGUCGCUGUGUAUUCUAUGUAAACAAAAAUGCACACACAUACAAUUAAUAUGUACAUAUGCAGUUAUAAUUUUUUUUUUUUUAAUAUUUUCUUACACACACAUUCAAGCAAAGAAAUCAUGUUACUAAAUAACUGUCAAACUUUUCAUUCCUGCAUAGAUUGCAAAUAUUCGAAACUAAAUGUCAAUAUCAGGGAUAAGUUUUAAUCAAAAACAGCUGCAAAUGCUUUUUACUAUAAAUAGUCCCUGCAGGCAAGACUAAGCAAACGAAAAACAAAAAACUAAAACAACAAAUGCAUCCAAAAUGAACAAACAAACAAGUAUACAUACCUUUUAUACAUAUACAUUUAUAUACAAAACAAAGAUAACUACAUCUGUGCAAGUACAUACAAGAGAAAAACAAAAUUGAGGAAAAUUUUUGAAUAAAAAGCAAAAGUUCUUUACACUGAUUUUUAGACGCGUAAGCUGCCUAGACUUAAUUUAGCCUUUAAUGCAAAUGUAACUGUACAUAUAUACAAACUUAUAUACAUAGUUCAGUUGUUUAUGAUCGCAUGAAGCUAGAACAAAUUCUACAUUUAAUAUUUAAGCUACAAAUCUCAAUGAAAUUGGACACAAACGGACCGCGACCGUCGCAGACAUAUGCCUACAACUGUAUUUGCAUAGUUUUAAAACACACACAAAAUGAGCAUAUUGCAUUUUUUUAAAUGAAUGCCGCAAACUGUACUAGUACAUAGCAACGUAAAAUCAUAUACAUAUAUACAUACAUACAUACAUACAUAUAUAUGCAUAUAUGCAUACAUAUUUUAUACGUUAGGCUAUUUAUAUAUACAUGCAUACAAAAUAUAUUAUAUAUAUACUACAUAUAUAUAUUUCUACAUUAUCUACUAGGUAAGCGUGUGCACACGCAUGCGCCUGUGCGGGCAUAUGUAAAAUUAGUUAAAAGGAAGAAAAUCAAAUAGUUAUAAAUUAAGCAUAUUUUAUUAGUAAGUGAACUUAAAAAGACAAAAUGUAAAUUAAGAAAACAAAAAAUAUUAGUUUAAGUAAGCAACUGAAACAUUACCAGAGAUAAAUAAAUUAUUUUGUAAAAAAAAAAUAUUUAUGCGCAA
Messenger RNA from Bactrocera neohumeralis, 4916 nucleotides. RefSeq names its product suppressor of hairless protein (gene Su(H)). NCBI's taxonomy places the organism in Eukaryota, Metazoa, Arthropoda, Insecta, Diptera, Tephritidae. Gene Ontology annotation, biological process: regulation of transcription by RNA polymerase II. Gene Ontology annotation, molecular function: RNA polymerase II cis-regulatory region sequence-specific DNA binding; DNA-binding transcription activator activity, RNA polymerase II-specific. Bases 719 to 2857 code for a protein of 712 amino acids. Gene Ontology annotation, cellular component: nucleus. The record is from RefSeq and is a predicted model, not a curated record. The transcript has 5 exons.